AUGGCAUUACAGUCUUUGUCUUUGGUGAUCUUACUGGCAUAUGGUGCACUGAUAACUCUUGUCACAUUGACACCAUGCUGGUAUGUCAUGGUCACGCAUAUCGAGAAACGUGUGAAUUUGAACUCAAAAAAUAUUGUAGACCAAUUGCAAUCAGAAAUUCAGUACUCAGCUCAACUGUUGCAUCCAAUGAAAUCCUCAUCAACAAAUUUAGCAAGAUUGUUGAGUUCAUCACUUGAUUCUACUAACAUCUCUUUCUCUGAUAUUCAAACCAAGGUUGCUCCAUUAUUAUUUCAAGCAUUUGUGACAGUUCCUCACUUAACUCAAAUCUCAUACAUAGGAAUGGAAGGUCUCUUUUUCUCAUAUUGCAGUGAUCGCGAUCAAGCUCUAGUGAUGUUCUCUAAUUCAUCAUCAAAUAAACCCUUAUACUAUAUUCAGCAAGCGAAUAAUGAAACCGGAGAGGUUUUUGGAGAAGCCAUAAUAUCAAACUCCUCUAUCAACACAAGUUGGAUUAAGGAAGCAGCUAAUCUUUCAAAUGAAUCUGCGUCGUUAGGAAGCAAGUGGAGCAAUGACCGCGAUCUUUUGUUCCUCAAUUCUGCUAGAAUCAACAGAAUAGGAGUGAUUUCGCUAGGAUUUACAGCAAAAUCAAUAACUGAUUAUGUUACUAGUGUUGACCAUCUAGGCACGAGCUCGUAUUUAGCUACCAAAGAUGGACAAAUUCUUGUGGAAGGAAUUCAACAUAUCCUUUUCGUUGUUUUUAAUGAUUCAGUUUCCUUCCAAUCAGUGAAUGCAAAUGGAGAUAUGAUAAAGAAUGAGGGAACUGUCUCAUGCAAGAAUGAAGCUAUUGCUUCUAAUUUGAAUAUUCAAGAUAAUAGAUAUCUAAUCCAUUGCUACCUCAUUGAUAUAAUGGGAAUAGAAUCAGUGUAUGUUUUGGCUGUACCACGAAAUGGAUUUGACGCGAGUUAUAAGAAAAUCGGAUUGGCUCUAUUGAAUGUAAUGAUGGUAAUGAUACUUGUUGCUGUCUUUGGUUUUCUAUUUAUUGAUGGUAGAGCCAUAAGAAGAGAAAUGCACUUGUGUGCCUCACUCAUCAAACAAAAAGAGGCCACACAACAAGCUGAGAAAAAAAACAUGAACAAGAGCCUCGCUGUUGCUAGUGCCAGCCACGACGUUCGCACUUCUCUCGCAGGCAUUACUGCUCUCAUAAAAAUUUCGUCUAAGUUAGUUCCUUCUGGUUCAGAAUUGGCUUCAAAUUUAAUCCAAAUGGAGGAUUGUACACGAGAUUUACUAGGACUAUUGAACUCUAUACUUGACACAAGCAAAAUUGAGGUAGGAAAAAUGGAACUGAAGGAAGAAGAAUUUGAUUUAUCUCAUUUUCUGGAAGAAGUGGUUGAUAUAUACUAUCUUGUGGCCAUGGAGAAAGGUGUAGAACUUGUAUUGGACCCUUGUAAUGGUUCUAUUAUAAAAUAUUCGCGUGUGAAAGGCGAUAAAGGAAGACUUAAACAAGUGUUGUGUAAUUUACUGAACAAUGCUGUCAAAUUUACAAAUGAAGGUCACAUAACAGUUCGAGCUUGGGCCCAGAAGCCGACAUUAAGUAGUUCAAUAAUCAAAACUAACCAACAUAGUUUCAUGAAACAUUUGUUGCACUUAUUUUCGAAGAAAAAAAAUGAAGCAGAUGAGGAGGACAUAGAGAAAACAAUGAAUUCGAUUCAACAAGAUUCUCUGCGUUCUAUGGAUUUCGUGUUUGAAGUGGACGAUACAGGAAAAGGAAUUUCGAAAGAGAAUUACAAGUCUGUGUUUGAGAAUUAUGUUCAAGUUAAAGAAACUGAUCCUGUCCAAGAAGGAACAGGCUUAGGACUUGGAAUUGUGCAGUCUUUGGUACGUUUGAUGCAUGGAGAUAUUGAAAUUGUGGACAAGAAUAUUGGUGAAAAAGGAACAUGUUUCAGGUUCAAUGUUCAACUCAGUUUAUGCGAAGGAGUAACCGUGACAGAUUUUAGUGCAAGGGGAGGUCUUGAGUAUGGAACAAGUAACAUGAAUCCCAUGUUACAUAUUUUCAACUCUAGUCCGAAGAUCGAGGCUUCGCGUGUUGUUCUUUUAAUUGGAAACAAGGAGCGUCGGAGGACUUGUAAAAGGUUCAUGAAGAGCUUAGGGAUUAAAGUUAAGGUUGUGAGCUGUCAAGAAGGUUUGUUUGAUACUCUAGAGGAGAUCAAACAAAAGGAUCGCCGUUCCGGUGGCCUGAGCUCUCCAGAAUCUUCUUCCAAUUUGAGUCCUUCCUCCCAUUCCACAUCUCAUAAUUCAUUUUCAAGAACCAGAGGUGUUCCUUUGAGUUCUAUGGAUGGAAAUGAGUAUACAUCACCGGUGUUCAAGAAGAUGAAUGUUGGAACUGUCUCAGGAUUCGUCUUGAUUGUCAUAGAUGCAAAUGCAGGACCAUCAUUUCCUAAACUUUUCAGAAUUUCGUUUGUUCCAAGUCAUAAUGCUUCUUCCUGA
Molecule: messenger RNA, 2481 nt
Organism: Trifolium pratense (red clover)
Lineage: Eukaryota; Viridiplantae; Streptophyta; Magnoliopsida; Fabales; Fabaceae
Product: histidine kinase CKI1-like
Exons: 7
Coding region: 1-2481 (826 amino acids)
Biological process (GO): phosphorylation; signal transduction
Cellular component (GO): nucleus
Molecular function (GO): phosphorelay sensor kinase activity
Source: RefSeq, a predicted model, not a curated record